CUUCCUUCAAUCAAGCUUCAGAUUCGUUUUUCGCCGAGAUUGGUUCAAAUAUUCAGCUUCUGCUUCAGAUUCGUCCUACAGCUAUGUUCAUUCAAACUUCAAAAUCCAGGGUAAUCUCAAUUUGAUAACACAAGCAUUGGAAGCAGUUAGUUGUCGGAUGGAGGUGAUACUAGAUCCAACAACUGUUCAUUUCCAUCUACCGAACCACCUCCUUGUUCGAGUGCACAGAGAGUAUGACAAAUUCAUUGAAGAACUUACGAGUUAUUUUCCCCAUGAAAAGGACGGUAUCCUCAAAUUCUAUGGUGAAUGCUGGAAGAUUUUCAAUGCCUUGAAUUCAUUGGAGUUGAAGUCGCUAGAGGAGCCACUCUACCUUUUUGGACAGUUUUUUCAGAAGCCGCUUGAAUGCUUGACAAUAGCCUAUUAUUUGCUUCAAAAUGCUGGAGCCAUAGCCCGGAAGUAUAUUCAGGAUCCACAAUUGUUGUCUUUCAUAGACGCAGAGGUAGGGACACCAAAGACACAUCGACGAUACCUAGCCCGCGAUGAGGGUACUUAUGGACCAAUGCCGUGCAGCAUUCCAAAGGGAUUAUUAGGAAUGCCAUUUAAUACAACUAGCAUAGACGGUCUUUACUGUGUUGGAGACAGAGUCUUCCCUGGACAAUGUGUUAUUGCUGUAGCUUUCUCUGGAGUUAUGUGCGCUCAUCAAGUAGCUGCAGAUAUUGAUAAAGAGUUGGUUUCAGACUAAGCUCCAAGACUCGCCACAAGUCCCUAAAAAUGAAUUGGUUUCUCCACAAGGUCCUCAAUGUAAGGAAG
Trifolium pratense (red clover) is the source of this 810-nucleotide messenger RNA. Its product is annotated as prolycopene isomerase, chloroplastic-like. The transcript has 7 exons. Gene Ontology annotation, biological process: carotenoid metabolic process. The record is from RefSeq and is a predicted model, not a curated record. The coding region runs from base 158 to 742 and encodes 194 amino acids. Lineage: Eukaryota; Viridiplantae; Streptophyta; Magnoliopsida; Fabales; Fabaceae.